Microthlaspi erraticum is the source of this 423-nucleotide messenger RNA. The record is from the annotation of a GenBank genome assembly. NCBI's taxonomy places the organism in Eukaryota, Viridiplantae, Streptophyta, Magnoliopsida, Brassicales, Brassicaceae.
AUGUUUAGACACACAAAGGCUGUUGAAUGGAUCGGAGAUGCUGAGACUCUACCCCUGGAUACCGCAACCCUGAUCACCGUUGCCGACCUGCAAGCUGCCAUUGCGGGCGCCCUAAAGCAGUUCACCGUCGGAAUGAAGGAACAGUUGGCCGAGGUGUGCUUUGAACAGCAAAAGAUCAACGACCAACUCACCUGCCCUCCAAGGACACAUCAACUCUUCCUGGAGACUCUGGAACCUCAAACCAUCAGGCAGGAAUCUAACCUCAACGGCCCUGUGGCAGACGAAGCAAUCCAGCGAAUCUGGAAGCAGCCUCUAGUGCCGAAUCUGGAAGCAGCCUCCAGUGCCGAAUUGACGGAACUUCGGCAAGCCUUUAAGAGACUCGAGUCUCAAGCAAUAUAUCUAUAUUUUAAAUGUUUUUAUUAA